AUGUAUUUAGAUUUUACAGGUGUUUCUAACACUACUUUAGAUACACUUUCUGAUUUAGGUAUAACCAUUACAUCUCAUUCAAUUACACGAUAUAAGACCGAUGCAUCUAAAGAACAUUAUGGGCUUGUUAAUACUAUACUUACUCAACAUAUAGAAAAGGCAAUAGUAUUAAAUAUCGAUGACUAUCAUAAUAUUUAUACGAAAUGGGUACCAAACAUCACUACGACCUCUAAUGCUGCACAUCUUGCAACAAUUUUGAUGAAUCCAAUUAUUACACAAAAAGCUAUCCCACAACUAAAUAUACACAAUUCCAAAUUGGUUAAUGCCAAAUCUAUUAAAAUAAAUUUAGAAAAUAGAUUUAUGGAGUUAUAUGAUCUUUCAUAUAAUCAACGCUGGGGAUUUUAUGCAAUUGACGACAAUACAAGAUUAGAAGAACUAAUCGUGCAUAGUUAUGAUAUCCGAUUACAAGAGAAAUGUCAUAUCCGUUCCAUGAAAGAUAUCAUUCUUAUUGAUCUUCAAAAAAAUACGCUUCAUUCUUUGGAUGAAUAUAUUCAAGCCAUUAAUGCUGUCACAAAUAUUCCAUCUAUGUAG
Acaulospora morrowiae is the source of this 591-nucleotide messenger RNA. The record is from the annotation of a GenBank genome assembly. NCBI's taxonomy places the organism in Eukaryota, Fungi, Glomeromycota, Glomeromycetes, Diversisporales, Acaulosporaceae.